This is a messenger RNA of Salvelinus namaycush (lake trout), 2163 nucleotides long. Its product is annotated as cell adhesion molecule 2-like. The transcript has 11 exons. The record is from RefSeq and is a predicted model, not a curated record. The coding region runs from base 314 to 1633 and encodes 439 amino acids. Lineage: Eukaryota; Metazoa; Chordata; Actinopteri; Salmoniformes; Salmonidae.
GAGAGCAGAGCGGACUACGGCAACAUAUCUUCUUCCUACCAGAGGAAAUACACACCGACUCAUUCUCACAGCUACGGAGCAGUUACACCUUAUCAGUGCUCUACUGAAUUACCGGGACAUCUUCGACCCAAGGAGACUAGACAAAAUAAAGGAAAAACACGUUAAACGUUAUUACCUAUCGGUUAAAUUAGAGGAGCCUAUAUACCGAUAUCCCAGCAACACGAAAGAUAGACUUGGCUAGUCCACCAGGAUAACAUACCGGAGCUUUCGGGAGCACGAGGAAAGAGAGAGGGAUAAAGGAGAAGAAGACAGGAUGAUUCUCAAGCAUCAUUUGGUUCUGACGCUGUGCGCCGUCUACGGGAUCCUGCUAAAAGUGACGGCACAGAAAAGCACAUUGAGAGGGUCAUCGGGGCAGCACCCCUUGGUCCAGAAUCAGACAGUUACAGAGGGGGGGACAGCCAACAUGACUUGCAGGGUAGAGUACAACGACCAAACUUCCCUCCAGUGGUCUAACCCUGCACAGCAGACACUGUUCUUCGGAGACAAGAAAGCUCUGAGAGAUAACCGUAUCGAGCUGGUCCGAGCGUCGUGGUCAGAGCUGACCAUUAGUAUCAGUGAGAUCACACUGGCUGACGAGGGGAUGUACACCUGUUCUCUAUUCACCAUGCCUGUGAAGACCGCCAAGGCCUACCUUACUGUACUGGGGGUGCCAGAGAUGCCAGAGAUAGACGGUCUGACCAAGCCUGCCCUGGAGGGAGAUGAGAUCACUCUGACCUGCAUGACCCACGGCUCCAAGCCUGCUGCUGACCUCCGCUGGUUCAGGAACGAGAAGGAGAUCAAAGGUGCCAAGGAGGUGAAUGCCAGCGGAAAGACGUUCACAGUGACCAGUUCUCUACAGCUGCUAGUAGACAGGGACGAUGAUGGGGCAGCGUACACCUGUAAAGUAGACCACGUAGCCUUGUUACAGACACCACAGCAGGCUACUGAAGUACUGGAGGUGCACUAUGCUCCUCGUGUGGCGAUCACCAAUUCGUUGACGUUCCCUCAGGAGGGUCAGUACCUGAAGCUGGAGUGUGUCUCCAAAGGAAACCCAUCGCCAGACCCUGUGAUGUGGACUAAGGAUGGAGGAGAACUACCAGAUGUGGAGCGUAUGAUCGUAGAGGGAAGAGAGCUCACCUUCACCACCCUGAACAAAACAGAUAACGGAACGUACCGCUGUGAGGCCUCAAACCACCUGGGCACCAGCAGCGCUGAGUACCUACUGUAUGUCUACGACGUCCCCAGCACCCUCCCUCCAUCCACCACCCCACCUCCCCGCCCCACCCCACCAGACACCACCGUCCCCUUAGACCCCCACCUCGCCUCCUCAGACCCUCCAAACACCAACAACAGAGACCCCAACGCCAUGGGGCAGCAUGGUCCAGACCAUGCUCUGAUUGGAGGAGUGGUGGCGGUGGUGGUCUUCGUCACCUUGUGUCUCAUCAUCGUUCUGGGCCGCUACCUGGCCAGGCAUAAAGGAACGUACCUGACCAACGAGGCCAAAGGAGCGGACGACGCGCCUGAUGCUGAUACAGCUAUCAUCAACGCAGAGGGCAACACACAUGCUGAGGAGAAGAAGGAGUACUUUAUCUAGACUGUAGAGGGCGCUCUGAUCUGCUGCCCACUCUUUCUCUCUGUCUUUAUGUCUCUAUUCCUCUAUCUCUCCCUCUCUCCCCCCUCUCAUUCUCUUUAUCUCUCUCUCCGUCCCUUUCUGUACUUUAUUUAGACUGCAGAGGGGGAUAUGCUGCCGCCUCUUUCUCUCCCUAUUUCUCUCUCUCUCUCUUUCCAUUUUCUCCUCUCUCUCUCUCUCUCUCCACUGCCCCUGCUGCAUCACUAAGGAAACCCCUUGGGCAGUCCACAGAGAGGAAAAACUCCACCUUCUCCUUUUUCACUCAUCUCUUCUUUCCUGCUGGCCUUUCUGUUCUCUUUUUUUUAUCAUUUCAUUCCGCCCUUCACUUUUUCUACACUUUUAAUUUUUUAACUGUCCUAGUUUCUGACGCCGGCCUUCGUUUUUAAAGGCAGCGCCCUCUACUGGCUGUCUGGAGAUGUUGCCUUUUAUUUUAAUUUUAAAUUUUACAUAUUUUAUGUGAAAUAAACCCCUGAGAAUCUGCAUAUCCACGUACA